Messenger RNA from Rattus norvegicus (Norway rat), 1493 nucleotides. RefSeq names its product centrosomal protein 20 (gene Cep20). Gene Ontology annotation, biological process: microtubule anchoring; cilium assembly. NCBI's taxonomy places the organism in Eukaryota, Metazoa, Chordata, Mammalia, Rodentia, Muridae. The record is from RefSeq and is a predicted model, not a curated record. Gene Ontology annotation, molecular function: identical protein binding. Gene Ontology annotation, cellular component: microtubule organizing center; centriolar satellite; centrosome.
ACACAGACAUGGUCUGGGCAGAGCCUGGUGAGAGCAGUACUCCUAUUGGUUGGAGACGGCGCCGCAGAGCGGCACGUACACACUGGAGAGGCGUGGCACCAGCGGCCGUUGAAAAAUGGCGACUGUUACUGAGCUGAAAGCUGUUUUAAAGGACACCUUGGAAAAAAGGGGAGUGUUAAGACAUUUAAAAGCAAGGAUCCGUGCUGAAGUUUUCAAUGCUCUGGAUGAUGAUCGUGAACCCCGACCAUUGUUGUCUCAUGAGAACCUUCUAAUUAAUGAAUUAAUUAGGGAGUAUUUGGAAUUCAACAAAUAUAAAUACACAGCCUCUGUCCUCAUAGCAGAAUCUGGUCAACCUGUAGUUCCAUUGGACAGACAGUUUCUCAUCCGUGAACUAAAUGCCUUUGAAGAAUCAAAGGAUAACUCAAUCCCAUUUCUUGCGUGGUCCUCCAGACGGAGCCCAGAAUGUGCUUCUGACAGAAUCAACACUGCACCCUGCAAACAAGCAUGUCAGCUGGAAGCCCAGCAGAAGACCAGAUGAUGACCACCUGAAGAAGGACACAGGGCCAAGAACCAUGACUGAAGAGCUUCAUGCUGCUGCACAGGCAGUCAUUAGAUGAUGUGUACACCAGGCUCUUCACCUCGGCUGUGUGUGGAGUAACUAACUUAUUCCCAGUGCCAUCAAUUAGACCACCACUGUCUGUAAAUGUUUGAAUGUCUACAAACAUUCAGCCACUCGUGGUUUACUGCAUCUGUAGAAUACUGAUCUGUCAUCUAGUUUGCUGGAUGCCACUGGGGGAAAUUUAUUGUUUUCAGGAUGUAUUUUUAAAGUUCUCAUUUGUGAAAUCUGAAAGGUCUUUUUAGUACUUUGCAUAGUUUGUUUUUUUUAAGGCCAGCUCUAAGUGCUGUUGACGUGCCACUGGUAAAGCACUCACCUCCCAUGUGCAAGGGCCUGGGUUCAGUCCUAGCACCGGAAAAAGAAAACACAAGAACAGCUCUUUGUCCAUAUGCUCUAAUCAUUAAACUUUUUCUAGCUAGAAUUAUAUGGACCUAUAGGGAAAGUCAUUCAUGUUUUGAAAAAAUAUUUAAAGGGGCAUUAAAACCAGAACUUAAUUCCUAUAAAGUUUGAUUUUUUUUUUUAAAUCUGAAUUACUGUCUGCCCUGGCUAGUUUUAUGUCAACUUGAUACAAGCUAGAUUCAUUUGGGAAGAGGGACUCUAAAUUGAGAAAAUCGCUCCAUCAGAUUGGCUUAUGGGCAAACCUAUAGUAUAUUUUUUUUUAAAUUAAUGAUCAAUGUGGAAGGGUCCAGCCCACUGUGGGUGGUGUCACCCUUGGGGAGGCAAUCCUGGGUUCAGUAAGAAAGACUGAGCAAGCCGUGGGGAGCAAAUCAAUACAUAGCACUCCUCUGUGACCCCAGCAUUAGCUUCUGCCCUGUUUUCUCUCAGUGAUGAACUGUGAUGUUGAACUGUAAGCUGAAAUAAACCCUCUCCUUCCCAA